Cicer arietinum (chickpea) is the source of this 3233-nucleotide messenger RNA. RefSeq lists its product as uncharacterized. Lineage: Eukaryota; Viridiplantae; Streptophyta; Magnoliopsida; Fabales; Fabaceae. The record is from RefSeq and is a predicted model, not a curated record.
CCUCGUUUAGUGUUAUGAGACUUACAACUGCCAUUAACUUUUCAAGUUUCCAUAGUUAUUUCACUUUCUCUCUUCAAACACUAAUACUUUCUAGGAAGUUGAAAUUUUAUUUAACUACUCUGAAAUUCAAAACCCAUUUUUCUCACAUUUCUUCAUCUUUUCCAUUCAACCAUCUCCAACACGCCACAUCCUCCUCCCUACUCGUCUCCACCGGCGGUAUUACCACCGGCGGUUUUGGUCGGUAUGCGAUUUUGAACCCGAAUCCGACCGACCCGCCCGAAACAACCGUUUUGAUCAAAUUUUAGUGCUGAUUUGCAGAGAUAGAUAGAUGAUAAGAGAUGUCAAGAAAACCUGAAAUUUUGUUCCUAGAGGAAUGGCUAAAGAGUAGGUGUGGUAGUGAUGAUUCUAACAAAUUCACCUCUAAAACCUCUGAUUCCACCUCUGCCAGAUCCAUCAUUCAGGCAUGGUCUGAACUCCGAACCUCCCUUCAAGGUUCUUCAUUUGAUCAACAUCAUCUCCAACAUCUCAAAACCCUAGUCAAUUCCCAAACAUCUCUCCAUGUUGCUGACCCACAAGCCAAACUUCUCCUUUCCAUUCUCACUACUUCAAACUUUUCUCUUCCGUAUGAAUCUUUUCCUCUUUGUUUUAGACUUCUUUACAUAUGGAUUAGGAAAUCCACCAAACCCAAUUUUGCUAUUGUUGAUUCGGUUGUAGAGUUUCUUUCUAAGCUGUUUUUGUCUUCUCAAUUUUAUGAUUUUGGAGACAAUCCUGUUUUUUUCUCUGAAGCUAUUCUUCUUUUGGGUGCUUUUUCUUUUGUGCAUUCUUUAUCUGAGAAUACUAAAAAAUUGUGCUUGGAUAUUUUUUCUAGAUUGUUGGUAGAUAAGUGUAGGUUACUUUGUUUGUUUAAUGAAUUUGUGCCUCAUGUUCUUGCUGGAAUUGGGUAUGCUUUGUCAUCUUCUGUGAAUGUUCAUUGUGUAAGAAUUGUGGAUUCUUUGUUUGAAAUUUGGGGAAAUGAUGGUGGGCCUCAAGGAAGUAUUGCUCAUGGACUCAUGGUUCUUUAUUUGAUUGAUUGGGUUGUAUCGAACUUGGUCAAUUUCGGGUUUUUUGAGAAAAUAAAUGUUUUUGGAAGAGAAACUUUUGAGACUUUUAAGGAAAAUUAUGCAUCAUUUGCUGUUUUUAUGUCUGGAAUUGGAGUUUUAAGAGUUACUGAUAGAUAUGCUUCGACUGGUAAGAAAUCGGAUGUAGUCACUAGAAUGAGGAGUUAUGCGGUUGUCCGGGUUGAAGCUUUAGUCGAUAAUUUGGUUUCCAGGACAUUAAGAUUUAGUAACACAGGAAAUGAUCUUCAAAAUAGACUUUUGCUUCAGUGUGUUUCGUUAGGAUUGGUUCGAACCAUUUCCUUUUCAGGUCAUUCCUCAUUGUUUGUUUGCCUUGCUUUGUCAUUGUUAAACGAGAUACUUCCUUUGCCUCAUCUUUACGAGUCAGUGUUUGAAUUGUCGCCGAGUUCUGGUGGACUAAAGGUUAAUGAGAUCAAAGAACAUCUAGAUAAUAUCCUCUUCAACGAAGCAGGAGCUGUAACCGGUGUUUUCUGCAAUCAAUAUGUUUUAGCAGAUGAAGAAAAUAAGAAUAUAGUCGAGAAUCUUAUAUGGCAAUACUGUCGGGAUAUUUACUUUGGACACAGGAAAGUGGCUAUGCAUCUUAAAGGCAAGGAGGACGAGUUGCUUAAGGAUUUGGAAAAAAUUGCGGAUUCUGCUUUCCUCAUGGUUGUCGUCUUUGCACUAGCUGUAACAAAGCACAAAUUAAACUCCACAUUCAAUGAUGAAAUACAAACUGAUAUCUCGUUGAAGAUACUAGUAUCGUUUUCUUGUGUAGAGUAUUUUCGCCAUGUACGCUUGCCAGAGUAUAUGGAAACCAUUCGCAAGGUAAUUGCAAGUGUUAACAAGAAUGAGCAUGCUUGUACAUGUUUCGUGAAUUCACUACCCUCUUAUGGUGACUUAACAAAUGGUCCAGGCCAAAAAACCAAUUACUUAUGGUCCAAGGAUGAAGUGCAAACAGCUCGCGUUUUGUUUUACCUACGAGUCAUUCCAACUUUGAUCGAGUGUUUACCCGGCCCUCUAUUCGGAAACAUAGUAGCUCCAACUAUGUUCUUAUAUAUGGAACAUCCAAAUGGAAAAGUAGCACGAGCCUCUCAUUCUGUUUUCACGGCAUUUAUGUCUAUGGGGAAGGAAACUGAAAAAAACGAUAAAGUCUCAUUGAAGGAGAAGCUCGUUUUCCAUUACAUUCAAGUCUCCUUAUCGGGAUAUCCUGGCAUUACUCCUUUCGAGGGAAUGGCUUCUGGAGUUGUGGGAAUGGUCCAACAUCUUCCUGCCGGAAGCCCUGCUACUUUUUACUGCAUUCACAGUCUCGUUGAAAAAGCGAAUCAGCUCUGUUCUGAAGUCUUCACUCAUGAGGCUGAUGCGUGGAAGCAGUGGCAAGAAGAGCCAGAACCAAGCAAGAAAUUAAUGGACUUGCUUUUACACUUAGUUUUCCUCGUUGAUAUACAAGUCUUGCCCAACUUGAUGAAACAAUUGGCACAGUUGAUUACCAAGUUACCACAAGAUGCACAAAACAUAGUUUUGAAUGAGUUGUAUUCACAAGUGGCUGAUUCUGAUGAUGUCGUCCGCAAACCCAUGUUGGUUUCAUGGCUGCAGUCAUUGUCUUAUCUUUGCACAAUGGUUUUAAAUGCAAAUGCAGCCUCCAAGAAAAGUAAAAGUGAAGACUCACUAAGCGGUGAAAGAAUAACUGCACAUCUCUAAGAGAUCCUGGUCCUUUCUUAUAUAUUUCCGGAUGUUCAGUUUGGGAUGGCUUGUUGGUACUGUUAUUGAGGCGCCAUAGAUUCGUGUUCAUUUUUUGCUUGUUAUACUCGAGAAGGUUUUGGUUUGUUCUAUAAUUUGAUUAGGAAUAUGGAAAUAUACUUUGUUUCUUUAGUUUAAAUGGAAAUUAUGACUAACAAAUGCUGUCAAAUGUCAAUGGUGGAUAACAGAAAAUAGUAGUUUAUUCAAACUCUGCUAUGCUACAUUGCUAUCGUGCCGCUACAUUAUGACUCCUAUAUUGACAACACUUUUUGUUAAAUAGCGUAUUGCAGAACUAUAGUGAUUUGUUUAAAUUAUGUUGUUAUAAUGCUUCUAUAGCCGCUAUUUGAUAACAUUUGAAUAACAUAUUGAAAAUAUAUUGCACGGGAAUUUGGUUAAGUGGAA